This is a messenger RNA of Angiostrongylus costaricensis, 1497 nucleotides long. NCBI's taxonomy places the organism in Eukaryota, Metazoa, Nematoda, Chromadorea, Rhabditida, Metastrongylidae. The record is from the annotation of a GenBank genome assembly.
AUGUCAGAAAAACCGCCUCAUCCAAAGGCGGAGAAAAAACGACAAGUUCCUACGGUUGCUUUACCUAAGGAGCCAAAGGAGAAGAAAGGAAUUUUAAGAAGUCUUUCAUUUCAGCUGAGUGUGCAAAAAUUGCGUAGCUCGAAUGUUGCCACUGAAAUUGAAUUCUCGAAUCUUGGGAAGAAGAAGGAUAACCACUAUGACAUGACACCAGAUGUGAGUAGUGAAGAACUGGGACCGGUACGUGGUGUUCAGUGUUACGGAACUCUUAUGAAGAAGUAUAAGAAGAAGAACAGGCCAGCCAAGUGGUCAAAAAGGUUUUUCGUCCUGAAGGAGUGCUUCCUCAUCUACUACUCAACAAGUUUCAAAAAGAGGUUUCAAAAGACCAAGAGGAUAGAUCUACAUCCGAAGGGCAUCAUCCCGUUGAUUGGCUGCUCGAUCGUUUGUGGUGGAGAUGUGGGCAAAAAGCAUUGCCUUCUCAUCGCUCAUCCCCAGUUCCCAACCGCGAUCAUAGUAGCAGCUCCAGACUUCAAAACACAAGAGGAGUGGUUGAAGGCGCUGAGAAGUGCCACAAGGAUAUCGUUCAAAAACACACUGGUCGGUGAGACGAUGAUUCGCGAGUUGGAAAGCCGUGGUGUGAUGUUGUGCGAGGAGAAGAAGACGUACGAGGAGAAGCUGGAGCAGGAGGCGAAGGCGCGCCAGGAGGAGCACGAUCGCGCAGCGGAAUUAGCUCUAAUGAAAGCGGAACUGGAAAGUGAACGCGAGAAGCUUAUUCGUACAACAAAGAAGCUCAAAGAUGAUUUGCAAAAUGUCAGAAACGAACUGAAAGUCACUAACGAGACCAAGAUGACGCUGGAACAGGAAAAAAUAUCUCUAAACUCUAAGAACGAACAUCUCCAAGCAAGCAUGGAGUCUUUAAAUAUCGAGAAGGAGAAGACUGAAGAACAACUGCACAACAUUCUGCGAGAACGCGAGCAGUUCCUGCUAGAAAACCAAAAUUUGUCGACGACUACAUGCCAACUAAAGAAUCGCCUGGCUGAAAUCGAGACGAAGACGAGUUGCAUUCAGGUGGAGAAGGAGAAAAUCGAAAUGCUGCUUCAUAUGAACGAAUGCAAAACACAGGACCUUGAAAAAGAACGACAAUAUUAUACUAAACAGACCAAAGAGCUGCUUCAAAGUCUCAAGGAAGUGAACGAGCAAAAGGAACAUACUGAGUCGGAACUUCGCGAACAAGUCAUGGCUCGUAUUGGAGCAGAGAAACAACUGCAGGCUGCAGAGAAGGCUCUAGAGCACCUCGAAAUGGCGUUGAAAAUGACGGGUGCUCAGAUGACGGAACUACAGGAACACAUUAUGCCCGAUGUACAUAAACUCAGAGAAUAUUUCGAACAAUGUGCGCAUGAAGCUGAGCUUGAAGCUAAUCGUACCGGAAUCAUGCGACAAGCUAUUUAUGCAAGGAACUCACGUAAAGUUUCGAGUUCACCUGAGGUUCCAAACAUAUGA